UCAAGAGCAGAGAUUAGAACCAAUACUGCAGCUGUGGAAUAUUAUCAACAAAAUGUGGUUUUCUCUGACUGUGCUCCUCCUGGCUGUAUGUGCCUGUCUGGCAGAUGUGUCUCACACUGAAGUAAGGAUGAAACGUUCUGCAUCAGCCUCUAGGUCAGCAUCACUCCGUCCCAGGCGAAUGGUUGGGGGGACCCCUGCCCCUCAUGUCCCCUGGCAGGCCAUGGUCUACAUCGCUGAGAAUGUGCUGGACGGAGGUUUUGCAAGUGGCGCUCUCAUCUCUGACCGCUGGGUUUUGACAGCUGGCAGGAACGUUUUUGUCAGGAAGAGUCGAAAGGACAUUCAGGGAGGAGCUGCCGUAAUCCCUAAAGUGUACCUGGGAAUCACACGACUCUCAGAAGUGAAUUCCUCCAAUGAAGUCGCAGUAGAGAAGGUUGUUCUCCAUCCAGGCUUCCAGAACCACUCUGACUGGGACAACGACCUGGCUCUGAUCCAGCUGAAGGAGCCUGUGGUUAUGAGCGAUAAAGUCACCCCCAUCCCCCUGCCCGAGAGAGGCCAGGACCUGGGCGAUGCCAUGGGCGGCUUAGGGGUCAUCACCGGCUGGGGCUGGGGGAGGCUGCUCACCCAUGCUGAGUCACUGAAAUACCUCAUACUCCCCCUGGCCAAUCAUUCUGACUGUAAAGCAGAAUUCAAACAUAUCUCUUUGACACCGGAUGUAGACGAGAACAUGUUUUGCACGGGAACUACAAGGUUUCAGGAAAAUGUUUGUUUUGGUGAUGCAGGAGGCGCUCUGGCUGUCACAGAUGCUGAAACUGGGGACAUUUACGUAGCAGGGAUCCUUUCUUAUGACAAGUCUUGCGACAGGUACAAAUACGCAGUCCACAUGAAGAUUUCCUCAUACUUACCCUGGAUCCACAGUGUCAUCAGAGGCGACACAGAGAACUCGUCUGCUCUGCGCACUGGUGCAAUGUCUAAGAUGUUCUCCUGGCAGCAGUAGAGCUUCAGGCUCUGUUCUUUUUAUUUUGUAGAGAAAAUCACUGUAGAUUCACUGAAUUUUAAUAAAUGCUUGUAAUGUAA
Messenger RNA from Lates calcarifer (barramundi perch), 1074 nucleotides. RefSeq names its product haptoglobin (gene hp). Gene Ontology annotation, molecular function: serine-type endopeptidase activity. Gene Ontology annotation, biological process: proteolysis. The record is from RefSeq and is a predicted model, not a curated record. The coding region runs from base 53 to 994 and encodes 313 amino acids. Lineage: Eukaryota; Metazoa; Chordata; Actinopteri; Centropomidae. The transcript has 4 exons.